Messenger RNA from Microbotryum saponariae, 1200 nucleotides. NCBI's taxonomy places the organism in Eukaryota, Fungi, Basidiomycota, Microbotryomycetes, Microbotryales, Microbotryaceae. The record is from the annotation of a GenBank genome assembly.
AUGUCCUCCUCGGCCGCCGCUUCCUCGGGCAGCGCUUCGUCGGCUACGUCGCACCGCUUCGACGUCUCCCCCGUCCCACCCAAGAAGAGUGGGCAUGACUUUGUCAAGACGGCGGGAUGUCUUAUCAUCGGCGACGAGGUCCUCAACGGUACGUACUGCCAUGACGCCAUCCUCGAUGCCGCGAUUCCCCACAUCAGCAUCCCAGAUGACCGGUGGUCGGAACCUCCUCGGACGUACCAAUGACCUCACGCUUUCUCCACCACCACAGGUAAAACCAAAGACAGCAAUUCCAAUUUCCUCGCCAAGUUUCUAUUCGACCUCGCCAUCGACCUCAAAAAGAUCGAGGUCAUCGCCGAUGACGAGCAGGAAAUCGUCGAGGCGGUUCGGCGCAUGUCGAGCGCUUACGACCUCGUCAUCACCAGUGGUGGGAUCGGGCCGACGCAUGAUGAUAUCACUUAUGAAUCGGUGAGUUCGCUGAAUCAGCGGCCUGCAGGUUCCUGGAUGCUGAGACUUAGCGCUGGAUUCCUUCCCCCCCCCCCCCACCACCACCAGAUCGCAAAAGCCUUUGAUACGACGCUGCAGUACGACGAAGAGACCAAGACCCGGAUGGUGGCACUAUCCAAGCGCCGCUACAACAUCGACGAGCAGACCGAAGGUAUGCGGGCCAUCGCCCGAGCCGGCAAUUAUCACCCUGGGAGUAAUCUUCACUGUGCUCACCGGAGUCCUUGUCCUCCCCUGUCCCACAGAACAAAAGACCGCUCGCAACCGCAUGGCCUUAUUCCCCGUGCCGACACCCAAAACGUCCGUCGAAGUCCUCUUCGUCGACAAAGAGCUCUGGGUUCCCGUGGUCCGUGUCGCGGGACGAGUCUGCAUACUCCCCGGGGUGCCGAUGCUUUUCGAACGCCUCCUCACGGGCCUAGGAUCACGCUACAUCAACCUCCCCCCUCGUCGGAAAAGCCUUAUCGUCUCUUGAUCCAUACCUCCAUGCCCGAAAGUUCGAUCGCGCCUUUCUUGACGUCCUUGCAUGAACGAGUGAGGAAGGAAGGCGUGAGGGUCGGCAGUUAUCCCAAGUUUGAUAAAGGGGUGGAUGUGAGUUUGAUUUCGAAGGACUUGGAGAGAAUCAAGGAGUUGGCGCAGGAGGUCGUCAAAGAGUUGAAGGGGGAGAUUGUGGAGCAGGGCAAGCUGGGCGAGAGUAAGUGA